Messenger RNA from Medicago truncatula (barrel medic), 2469 nucleotides. RefSeq names its product ABC transporter E family member 2. Gene Ontology annotation, molecular function: ATP binding; ATP hydrolysis activity. The record is from RefSeq and is a predicted model, not a curated record. The transcript has 14 exons. The coding region runs from base 175 to 1977 and encodes 600 amino acids. NCBI's taxonomy places the organism in Eukaryota, Viridiplantae, Streptophyta, Magnoliopsida, Fabales, Fabaceae.
GUUACUUGCCACGAUAUUUUUUACUAGUUACAGUGCGGUAAAAGACAACAGUUUCACAAACCCUCCACUCUCCUUGCGAUUGCGCCGUCGCACCUUUCCCGUCCAGCGAGGCUCACCUUUCACCGUCCUCCCUCUCUAUUCACCGACAGUUGAAUAUUGGUGGUUUAUUGCAACAUGACGCGUAUUGCCAUUGUCAAUGAAGACAGAUGCAAGCCGAAAAAGUGUCGACAGGAGUGUAAGAAGAGUUGCCCUGUCGUCAAAACCGGAAAAUUGUGUAUUGAGGUUAAUUCUGCAUCGAAGAUUGCUUACCUAUCCGAGGAAUUGUGCAAUGGAUGUGGUAUUUGUGUUAAGAAAUGUCCUUUUGAAGCAAUUAAGAUUAUCAACUUGCCGGAGAAUUUGGACAAAGAAACAACUCAUAGAUAUGGUCCUAAUACUUUUAAGCUACACAGGUUGCCGAUUCCGAGGCCGGGGAAAGUGCUUGGUUUGGUAGGGAAAAAUGGAAUUGGGAAGUCCACUGCCCUUAAAGUUUUGGCUGGAGAGUUGGAGCCAAAUUUGGGUCGUUUCACCAACCCCCCUAAAUGGCCGGAAAUUUUGACUUUUUUUCGGGGAUCUGAAUUGCAGAAUUACUUUACUCGCUUUCGAGGGGAAGGUUUGAAGGCUAUCAUCAAGCCUCAGUAUGUUGAUGACUUUCGAAGAAAGGAGCAAGUGAAUGUUGGGCAGGCGCUAGACCAAAAGAAUGAGAGAGAUAUGAAGGAAGAGCUUUGUGCUGCUCUUGAGCUUAAUCAAGUUAUAGAUCGUAAUGUUGUUGAUCUUUCAGGGGGUGAGCUUCAAAGGUUUGCCAUUGCAGGUAUUGCCAUCCAAAAUGCGGAGAUAUACAUGUUUGAUGAACCUUCUAGUUAUCUUGAUGUGAAACAGAGGCUGAAAGCUGCCCAAGUUGUCCGGUCAUUGCUAAGGCAUAAUAGCUAUGUAAUUGUUGUUGAACACGAUCUUAGUGUCUUGGACUACUUAUCAGACUUUAUUUGCUGUUUGUAUGGAACACCUGGUGUAUAUGGAGUCGUAACACUUCCUUUCUCAGUCAGAGAAGGAAUUAAUAUCUUCUUGUCUGGCUUUGUUCCAACAGAAAAUCUUAGGUUUCGGGAGGACUCUCUUACCUUCAAGGUUGCAGAGACUCCACAUGAAACUGAUGAAGCUCAAACAUAUGCUCGGUACAAGUACCCAACCAUGACCAAAACUCAAGGCAAGUUCAGGCUUCGUGUAGCUGGAGGAGAAUUUACGGAUUCUCAGAUUGUUGUUAUGAUUGGUGAGAAUGGGACGGGAAAGACAACAUUCAUUCGUAUGCUGGUUGGUUCAUUGAAACCUGACACUAUAGGUGGAUCUGAUCUGGAGAUGCCUGAGUUCAAUAUUUCUUACAAACCUCAGACAAUUACCCCAAAGUUCAAAUCAACUGUUAGACACCUGUUACAUGAAAGAAUUCAUAAAUCUUAUACUGAUCCCCAGUUUAUAUCAGAUGUGAUGAAACCACUACUUAUUGAACAGCUGAUGGACAAAGAAGUUUUGAAUCUUUCUGGUGGAGAGUUGCAAAGAGUUUACUUAUGUCUUUGUCUUGGAAAGCCUGCAGACAUUUAUCUGAUAGAUGAGCCAAGUGCAUAUCUUGAUUCCGAACAGCGUAUUAUUGCUGCAAAAGUUAUCAAGAGGUUUAUUCUUCAUGCAAAGAAAACAGCCUUUGUGGUUGAGCAUGAUUUCAUCAUGGCAACUUAUCUUGCUGACAGAGUUAUUGUUUAUGAGGGUCAACCUUCAAUUGACUGUACUGCAAAUUCUCCACAAUCACUGCUGACUGGGAUGAACCUUUUCUUAUCACAUCUUGAUAUCACAUUUAGAAGAGAUCCAACUAAUUUCCGCCCAAGGAUCAACAAACUUGAUUCAACCAAGGAUAGAGAGCAAAAGCUUGCUGGGACUUAUUAUUACCUUGAUGACUAAGUUCAGCCUGCUCUUUUACCAACGCAACAACUCAACAAUUUGAGCUUCCCAGUUUUAGUUUAUUACCUUGAUGACUGAGUUCAGCCUGCUCUUUUGUGAAUGCAACAACUCAACAAUUUGAGCUUCCCAGUUUUAAUUUAUUUGAUGCCUUGACCUAUAAGAUAGUCCUUUUUUCCCUGUUGAAGCCAUCUUUCUCAAUGGAUAUAGAGAAGAGUUUGCUGCAUGCAGAGUAUAUGUUGGUUGGUGCAUUUGUACAUGUUUCCGCAAUACUUGGCGAUGUUGCUCAUGGCCAGUUUUGGUAUGAUUUCGGCCAGUGAAUCUGUUUAUUACACAGUUUAUUCGGUCAUGGUUUCACAUUUGAUGUUCCUCAACUGAAUAACGAUGCCAUGUAUUAAGUUUAUUGCCAUCUCAGCUCUCAUAAUUUAUCAUAUGUGACGAAGUAUACGUUCACUUUCAAGUUACUUGAUUUUGGUAGAUCGUUUCUUUUAAGAA